AUGAUCAUCAAGAGAUAUUAUUACAUCAGUCUAUGGCUUUGCAUCCUUGCGCUACUAUCUCCGCACGGCAGUUUCGCUGUUGACGAACAGCUGUCUGUCGGGCUUUCGGAGGUUGCGGUCAAAAUCAGUGACAAAGUCGAUAUCGGUCGAAUGCGAAAAGACAUCGCUCGACUCUCCAAUCUUCCCACCCGCGUCACUGGCUACGAUGAAGCCGCAUCGGGCAGCAAGUACAUCUUCGAUCAAUUUGUCGAGAUCGGCUUACAAAACGUCGAGAGCCGCGAGUUUCCUGUUUCUGUUCCGAUAGACCACGGUGAUGGGAAAGUAGAAAUUCUCUCCGAAGAUCAAACGCUUCUGAAGACUUACCGAAUCUGGUCCAUCUGGCCCAACCUUGUUCGCACCUCCUUCCUUCCCAACGGCGUCUCUCAUGCAGUCGUUCAAGGCGAAACCUUAGACGGAAUUGCUAAAUCCUAUCGAGUUGACCCGCAAGCCAUUUUAGCUGACCCGCAUAACCAAUACCUCCGAGACCAAGCAACCGAUGGCAGCGAUAACGAUGAUGAUGGUGAAGUUGACGAACCGGGCGAGCUAGUGCUGGUCGAAAGCAACUCGCUCUUUAUUCCUACCGGCGGACUGACCGCUCCCCCUCUUUUACGGCGGAAGUGGUGA
Molecule: messenger RNA, 663 nt
Organism: Geodia barretti
Lineage: Eukaryota; Metazoa; Porifera; Demospongiae; Tetractinellida; Geodiidae
Source: the annotation of a GenBank genome assembly